Molecule: messenger RNA, 2161 nt
Organism: Patella vulgata (common limpet)
Lineage: Eukaryota; Metazoa; Mollusca; Gastropoda; Patellidae
Product: homeobox protein caupolican
Exons: 6
Coding region: 233-1558 (441 amino acids)
Biological process (GO): neuron differentiation; cell development; regulation of transcription by RNA polymerase II
Cellular component (GO): nucleus
Molecular function (GO): RNA polymerase II cis-regulatory region sequence-specific DNA binding; DNA-binding transcription factor activity, RNA polymerase II-specific
Source: RefSeq, a predicted model, not a curated record
GCAGCCGACAACUCACGAUUGUCAUCAGUUAGCUGACUAACAUUUCAAACAGAAAGCAUCUCUUGUGGCGGGAUAAAUAUUCUUACAAGGUUUUUUUUAAAUCAACCAAUGUCACUUAUCAGAAGUUAAAUGAUCGCCAUUUUGUGUAUUUGUGGAUAAUUCAAUACAUCUGUGAACUUUGAAAACCGUUUGGAUUUUUUGUGUGAAGCAUUUUGACAUUCAUAUUUCAAAAAUGUUUCGUGCCCCGUUUGGCCUUGGGAGUUAUGGGACAGGCCUCACCACAGAUGGUGUAUCAGUUUUAGCACAGAAUGCAGCAGUAAGACUACCCACCAGCCCCUUGUGUGAAAAUGGCCGACCCUACGUCACAGAUCCCUGUACGGGGCAAGCCAUUUGUUUAUGUCAGGUAGGCGGAGAGCCAGUACCUCACCCGAUAAUGUCCGAAGGUGUUAGAAAUCUGCAUCAUCCUUCAGGAUUACCCAUGGGUACAGAACCUUCGGCGUUCAAAUCACCUUUGACAUGUGGAAUUCGACCAGAUCGUCCUGAAACCUGGAAAGCUUUGCCAUCAACCUUAGCGACACACCCUUAUGACCCAGCAUUGGCGUUUCAUCCUUAUAAUGCAUUUUACGCCGGAUUGGACCUGAACAGCGCUGCUCGCCGAAAGGCAGCCACCAGAGAGACUACCAGCCCAUUGAAAGCCUGGCUCAGCGAACACAGGAAAAAUCCUUACCCAACCAAAGCUGAGAAAAUUAUGUUAGCCAUCAUCACAAAAAUGACUUUAACCCAAGUUUCUACCUGGUUCGCCAACGCUAGAAGACGGUUGAAGAAAGAAAAUAAACUUUGCUGGGACUCUGCAGAUGAUAAAGAAGAUGAUGACGACGAUGAUGCCAAAAUUAGCGAUGAUGAUAUGCACAGUGGAUUAGAUAGCGAACGUGAAAUUGAUGUUGAAGGCCUCGAGAGACGACUAAGCGGUGAUGAAGAUAGCGAAGCGCCUUUAGAUUUAUCCGAUAUUUCUGACACGGAAAACGAGCCAACCGAUCAUUCUAAAUACAAUCUACACAACAGACACGAACCAUCUUCAAAAUCCAGAGGACCAGAAAAUGUUCUAGUGAAUAAACCAGUGAAUACAUCUUCGCCAAAUCAGAGAACAGACUCAAAUAAUGUAGAAAAUCGAAAUGUUUCAAAACCUAAAAUCUGGUCAAUUUCUCAAAUAAUAGACAAAGACUCUUCGAAACCAGUGACACCUCAACAACCUGUUUUUUCACCUUACCAUGCAUUUCAUCAAACCGGUUCCCGUUUUCCAGUUGUUCCAACUUUACCUGAAAAUUAUGGAAAAUGCCAUAGCCGUCUUCAAAGACCCAUGGUUCCUUACAACAUGGAUAAUAAAGUACACAGACCGACAUUAGAUACACCGCCAGAUACCCCACCAUUUUCCAGUACUUUCAAACAGCAGACGUCACCAAUCAAAAUAUACGAAUAUCAAGAAAAUGAGGUCUUAAAUCUUAAAACAGAGAAAAUAGAGACACAGAGUAAAUCAGAUUCUGAUAGUGACGAAAGUUGAAAAAGUGGCAUCUAAAGUCAAGUUUUAUCUGUGAUACUCCUAGGCGUCCUGUCGCCAUUAAAAGAUCCGUCCAAUCAGGACAGGGCAAACCAGUCACAAGACCAGAGCCGGUUACCUACAAAAUUUGAAUUUAUUCGACGUGCUGUUGUUACCAAAGGAAUAGAUACCCCGUUUUCAAAAUUUUGAAACCGUGUCCUGAAAUUUAAAGGAUAACCAUGAAUGACUAUAUAAAUUUCUGGCAUAAUAAACAUGUACAGAUUAUAGUUCUGUGUGAAAACCGUGAAUUUAGCAUAAUUUAUUUAAAUUAAUUGAUGUGUUCAGUUAAAACGUAUACACACGCACAUUGUCGUAACUAUGUCUGUCUCAUUUAUUUAAAGCAACUGGUUUUGAAUUAAUGAACUAUGUAAUUCAACAUUCCGUUGUUUGCAGCAUCGAGGCCAUGGGUCGAAACUGCCAAAUAUAGAAGGAGUUUAUAGCAUCCUUGUUUGUAUUGUUUUUGUUGUUACAAUGGAUUUUACCAUUCCUUAAUAUUAUAUAAAUACAAAUGUAAUUUACAAUUAUAUACAGGAAAAUGUGUUAUGGAUGUAUAUAUUGUUUAUAAGU